Molecule: messenger RNA, 2271 nt
Organism: Blastomyces dermatitidis ER-3
Lineage: Eukaryota; Fungi; Ascomycota; Eurotiomycetes; Onygenales; Ajellomycetaceae
Product: cytoplasm to vacuole targeting Vps64
Exons: 2
Coding region: 1-2271 (756 amino acids)
Cellular component (GO): cytoplasm
Molecular function (GO): protein binding
Source: RefSeq, a predicted model, not a curated record
AUGACAGCUGUGGCAUCACCACCAAGUGUGCAAUCUGGGCCUCGUCUGGGAUGGCAUCCUGCUGUUGACGGUGGUCAAGGAGCGCUUACCCCUUCGAGCUCAGACGAGGGACUACGAAUGUUCAUACCGCGAAAAAGUGUGCAACGAACAAACUCGUCCUCAUCUUUGAAUUCAAACUCGUCUACAUCAUCUACAAUAACCGUGAAUUCGCCACACAGUAAUGCUAGCUACACAUCCAACGAGUCGGGAACUGCGACGUCUAAGAAAAAGUCAUACAAAUAUAGUUGGUCCAACUCCAAGGCUGAACCAGUGUCCGGGGUGACGAAUGCGAGAUCUCUGCCUGUUUCCGUACCCUCCUCUGGAACCACCGCAUCCUCCGCCAUGUCUGCUCUUCAUCAGCCCACCCCCGUUGUGCCGUCUCAGCAUGCCCUCCAAAACCAGCAACAAAAUGGCACCCGGCUCACCAAUGGAUCCCUACCUAGCGACCCCCCGGCAAUCUUGACUUUAUUGCCAGUAAAUGGGACGUUUGAAAGAAAGCAGAUAACUGUUCCGUAUUUCCCUGAAGUGCUUCGCGUUGGGAGACAAACCAACGCCAAAACAGUUCCUACGCCAGUAAAUGGUUAUUUUGAUUCAAAAGUACUCUCUCGACAGCAUGCGGAAAUCUGGGCCGACCGGGCAGGGAAAAUUUGGAUAAGAGAUGUGAAAUCAUCCAAUGGAACGUUCGUCAAUGGGCAACGUUUAUCCCCAGAGAACCGUGAUUCUGAGCCACAUGAACUUCGAGAACAUGACACGCUUGAGCUUGGGAUUGAUAUCGUGAGUGAAGACCAGAAAUCAAUUGUCCAUCAUAAAGUUUCGGCCAAAGUGGAGCAUGCUGGAAUUUAUGGCCCGAACAUGAAUAUCUUGGAUUUGAACUUUGGCGACAUUGACCCAACUGCUGGCGGUGGACUUCUACCCUCGCACCUCAGCCAACCUCUCUCACACAUGCGCGGUAGACCUGGGAGCGCCGCAUCCAAUCGUAACAACCACAGCGCGGCUGGGAAUCAUAUGGGCAUGUUGCACCAACAGAGACAAAUGAACUACUGGCUCUCCCCUAUCUCGAUCGAGCAGGUGGUAAAAAGGCUAUCGUCUGAAAUGAAACAAGCAAAACAACAAGCUCACGAUCUCAACCAAACCAACAACUUUCUUAGUCAUUUGGUCUCCCAUGAGAUCUUAGAAAAGGAGCGGGCGAAACUGUCCCCCGUUGAGAGCCACGGUGGUGGGCGCUUGGUAAACGGGCGCCCCAAGAUGUCAAAAGUGGACCAGAUAUCCAGAUUUUCAGACCCACCAGCACCACCACCACAACAACCUUUACCUGAGAAGCCUGACGCUCCACAUCGUAGUAUAGCUGAUUCCAUGCCACAACCGAAUUUGAAACGAUCUGGCACGGAGAAACCCAAAGCUCCCAUUCACCCGCCAGUAAAUCGAGAAUCAAGUCAGAUUCUGUCGCUAAUAGAAGCGCUCGCCACAGCUAAGAAAGACCUUGAUGUGCAGGGUGCUCGAGUCAAGGAACUAGAAAAUCUACUUCUGGCGGAGCGGGCAGCUAGAGAACAUGCUGAAGAACGAGCACGAAGCCUGGAGGGAGGUGCUGCUGACCGGGGAGAAAAUUCGGAAUUAGAGGCAGUCUGUCAACCGCCUGCCACAUCGGAAAACGACACCACUGGGGUUGAAGAGGUAACUGUUCUCGAACCUUCAAAACCGGAAGAAUCGAAGCCCGCUGUUGAUUCCCCGCUACCCGAGCCCAGCAAAAUACCACCUGAUGCAAUUUCUGAACAGCUCCAGCAGCGCAUCGAUUGCAUGAUCGCUGAGAUGGACGAAAUGAAGAAAGAAGUGGCCAAAUAUAAACAGUCUGCCGAGAAAGCCGAAAACGAGGCUUCCGAGACCCGUAAAACACUCGCUGAAAUGAUCGAACAGAUCCGAAGUACGCGCACCGAAGUUCCCCCAAAUUCGUCACCGGAAGCCAUCAAAAUCGAGUUGGAUAAUAGUGAAACUGAAGCUGAUACCCUGGUCAAUAUUUUUAAUGAGAGGCUUGGUCAAACCAAUUUGCCACACGACGCUAGCUCAAAGUCCCGCCCACUCGAUCAAGCAAGUAAAGAGGUAUAUGGAGCUUAUGUGAAGCAACGUCACAGAAACAUGCUGGAUCACACUGCUCCGUACGCCUCAAUGCUUGGUGUGGUCCUUCUAGGUGUGGGAAUUAUGGCAUAUUUAAACGGCUGGCAGAGAGGGGAUAAAUGA